AUUUCCUUCCUUUCUCCGUAGAAAUUUUCGUCUUUCUCUUCCAAAACUCCUCUUUUCUACUAUUUUUGUGCAUGAAUCGAUCGUUUCGUCUCUGGAUUUCCAAUUUUAGUUUCAGAAUUUCCUAAAGUUUUCGUCUUUUUCGACAUUAGGGUUCCACAAUCAUCAAGAUCCUCUCUUCAAUUUUGGGUUCUGAAGUUUCGGGGUUUCGAUUCCGGGGUCUCAGGGUGACUGAAAUGCACAAGAUCGUGACUUGGUGUUUCUAAAGCCGGAAACUUUCGCGCCCUCUAGGUGCAUGAGGAUUUGGUGUUUUUCAUGCUUUUUCGGCAGCGAAGACGACUGUGAGACCCCGAAGGAAGCCAUGAAGGAGGGGGCUUUCCAUAAUGGCGGUGACCUUGAGGGUAGUAAUACUGGAAAUGACGAUGACUGCCAGAACGCUGCUGGUCAAUUGACUCUCAGUCUCGACAGACUUGCGCCGGCUGAUGAUUCGAGGGUGUUUCAGGAGAGGAUCACAGCGAUGAGGGGUGGAACUAAUUGGGAUGAUGCCUCGUGGCGGCCUUCGUUUCGCUGCUUGAGGCCUGGGGAGGGUGAGAGUAGCAGCUCCGCUUUGGCUGCAGGUACAGAGGAUGGUGAUCACGAUUCCCACCAUAAGCGAGCCAAAGUCCACUCUGGUCAUCAUGAAUGUCAUUUUGCUACCCCAUCAUCUUCCGAUAUUGGGAACUCUAGCUCAUCAGUUGACAAAGUCUAUAAUAUUAAUCACAACUCCUCUACGCCAUCAAAUAAUGGAAUAAUCUAUCAUAAUUUCAUCUUGAAUAAAGGGGGUGAUGAGAGUCGCUUUGAUGCUAGUGGCAGUAAAGAUGAUGAAGAUGAUGAGAGUGGAGCUUCGAGGGCAGACGAAUUAGAAGUUCAAAUGGAUCUGACAGAUGAUUUAUUGCAUAUGGUUUUCUCUUUCUUGGACCACAUUAGUCUUUGUGGAGCUGCUAUAGUUUGUAAACAGUGGCGAGCAGCUAGUGCUCACGAAGAUUUCUGGAGGUGUUUGAAUUUUGAAAACCGAAAUAUAUCUCUUGAACAAUUUGAGGAUAUGUGUCGACGGUAUCCAAAUGCCAGUGAAGUGAACGUUUUUGGAACUCCCAAUUUGCAUUUGCUUGUGAUGAAAGCAAUGACAUCUUUACGAAAUCUUGAGUCUUUGACUUUGGGAAAAGGCCCUCUAGGGGAUAGCUUCUUUUCCACCUUGGCAGAUUGUAAUAUGUUGACGAGUUUGAAUGUGAAUGAUGCUACCCUAGGCAAUGGUCACGAAAUAUCCAUAUACCAUGAUCAAUUGCAUCACCUAAAACUAACCAAAUGCCGUGUGAUGCGUAUAUCCAUCAGGUGUUCACAACUAAAAGACCUGUCUUUGAAACGUAGCAACAUGGCACAAGCAGCACUCAAUUGUCCUCUUUUGCGUCUUCUUGAUAUAGGCUCUUGCCACAAGCUUUCAGAUGCAGCGAUUCGUACAGCAGCAACUUCAUGCUCACAGUUGGAGUCUUUAGACAUGACAAAUUGUUCCUGUGUUAGUGAUGAAACAUUGCGUGAAAUUGCUCUAACUUGUAUUAAUCUCCAUGUUCUUGAUGCUUCAUACUGCCCAAACAUAUCUCUUGAGUCUGUACGUCUGCCAAUGUUAACAGUUCUUAAGCUUGAGAGUUGUGAGGGUAUCACAUCAGCCUCAAUGGCUGCAAUAUCUCAUAGUUAUCAGUUGGAGGUUUUGGAACUUAAUUCCUGUCACCUAUUGACAUCUGUGUCGCUUGAUCUUCCUCGCUUAAAGAAUAUUCAAUUGGUUCAUUGUCGAACGUUUACUGAUUUAAAUUUACAAAGUGUAAUGCUGUCAUGUGUGAUAGUUUCCAAUUGUUCUGCACUCCAGCGCAUUAGCAUCAAUUCAAGUUCACUUCAAAAAUUAGCACUGAAAAAGCAGGAGAACUUGACAACCUUGGCAUUGCAAUGCCAAUCUUUGCAAGAAGUUGACCUUUCAGAUUGUGAAUCCUUGACAAAUUCCAUUUGUGAAGUUUUUAACGAUGAUGGUGGUUGCCCUAGGCUCAAGUCCUUAGUUCUUGAUAAUUGUGAGAGCUUGACAGAAAUUCGAUUCUGCAGCACAUCCUUAGUGAAUCUUUCCCUUGUUGGUUGCCGCGCUAUCACUGCUUUGGAGCUUGCAUGCCGUUGUCUUGAGAAAGUCUGCUUAGAUGGUUGUGAUCAUCUUGAAAGAGCAUCAUUUUCCCCUGUUGCUCUUCAGUCGCUUAAUCUUGGAAUAUGCCCCAAAUUGAACAAACUUACAAUUGAUGCACCACUUAUGGUCUCCCUUGAGUUGAAAGGAUGUGGUGUUUUAUCCGAAGGAUCCAUAAAUUCUCCUCGCUUAACAUCUCUGGAUGCUUCCUUCUGCAGCCAACUCACAGAUGAUUGCUUAUCUGCAACCACAGUUUCCUGCCCACUGAUCGAGACUUUGAUUUUGAUGUCUUGCCCAUCUAUUGGUUCUGAUGGACUGUACUCUUUGCGCUUGCUUCCAAAUCUGACAACACUUGAUUUAUCAUACACCUUUCUGACUAAUUUGCAGCCAGUUUUUGAGUCUUGUUUGCAACUUAAGGUGUUGACAUUACAAGCAUGCAAAUAUUUGGCUGACACAUCACUUGAGCCUCUUUACAAGGACGAUGCUCUGCCAGCACUCCAAGAAUUGGACUUGUCUUAUGGUACCCUCUGUCAGUCUGCCAUAGAGGAACUUCUUGCCUGUUGUACCCACCUAACUCAUGUGAGCUUGAAUGGUUGUGUCAAUAUGCAUGACCUGAAUUGGGGUUCUACUGGUGGUCAACUUUAUGAGUGGCGUAAUCGUGGCAUGUCUUCUCCCAUGAAUGUCACUGAGCCAAUGUCUUCUCCCAUGAAUGUCACUGAGCCAAUGUCUUCUCCCAUGAAUGUCACUGAGCCAAUGUCUUCUCCCAUGAAUGUCACUGAGCCAAUUGAGCAAGCGAACAGAUUGCUGCAGAACCUCAACUGUGUGGGCUGUCCAAAUAUUAGGAAAGUCCUUAUUCCACCAGCAGCUCGUUGUUUCCACCUGUCAUCAUUAAAUCUUUCUCUGUCAGGGAACUUGAAGGAAGUUGAUCUUUCAUGUUACAAUUUAUCCAUUCUUAAUAUGAGCAAUUGUUGCUCUCUGGAAGUUUUGAAACUUGAUUGUCCUAGAUUAACCAGUCUCUUUCUUCAGUGUUGCAAUAUCAAUGAAGGAGUGAUUGAAACUGCCAUAUCACACUGUAGUACACUGGAGACUCUUGAUAUCCGCCUUUGUCCAAAGAUUUGCUCUAUGAGCCUGGGGAGGUUACGAGCAGCAUGCCCAAGUCUGAAGCGUAUCUUCAGCAGCUUGCCUCCUGCAUAAUGCGAUCCUGAAUUUCAACGUGUGGAGGUGUGAAGCAGUCAUGGCUCGAUUGUUGGCAUCAAACGAGCGUGGUAUUGACUACCAUGAUUUGCUUCUCUUGUAAAUGUUCAAUCAUCUCUUCCAAUCUUGGUUUUUGAUUUAAGCAUAAAGGCAGCAGAUGUAGCUGUAUCCUUUGUGUAACGUAUAAUAAAUUGUGUUCUAAAGCUGGUUGUCAUUGUAUCCUUGUUUUGGCUUAUGGAGAUAAUUAAAAUUUAAAAUGAACCCCUUCCCUUUUGAAUGCUUCCCUGUACCUUCUCUCUCAUCAACUCAUCUACAGUUAUAA
Messenger RNA from Rubroshorea leprosula, 3707 nucleotides. Lineage: Eukaryota; Viridiplantae; Streptophyta; Magnoliopsida; Malvales; Dipterocarpaceae. The record is from the annotation of a GenBank genome assembly.